Molecule: messenger RNA, 1638 nt
Organism: Lolium rigidum
Lineage: Eukaryota; Viridiplantae; Streptophyta; Magnoliopsida; Poales; Poaceae
Product: metal transporter NRAT1
Exons: 13
Coding region: 1-1638 (545 amino acids)
Biological process (GO): metal ion transport
Cellular component (GO): membrane
Molecular function (GO): cadmium ion transmembrane transporter activity; manganese ion transmembrane transporter activity
Source: RefSeq, a predicted model, not a curated record
AUGGAGGGGGGUAGUGAGAGGGCAGAGGUUGGACGAGAAGUUCACCAUGGAGGUGUGGUGGAGAGUGGCAGUGACACAGGCGAUCACAAAUACAGCACUGCCGAUGGCGAAAAAGAUGGGAAAUUUCAGGUUCAGCCAAAAUGGAGGAAAUUCUUGACUCAUGUUGGGCCUGGAGCUCUUGUGGCCGUUGGCUUCCUGGAUCCUAGCAACAUGGAAACUGACAUGCAAGCUGGGGCUGACUUCAAGUAUGAGCUUCUGUGGGUCGUCUUAGUUGGGAUGAUCUUUGCGCUCUUUAUACAAACAUUAGCCGCCAACCUGGGAGUGAAAACAGGGAGGCACCUGGCUGAACUCUGCAGGGAAGAAUACCCCCGCUUUGUCAAUACUUGCUUAUGGAUUGUUGCUGAGCUGGCAGUGAUUUCUGAUGACAUCCCUGAAGUGUUGGGUACUGCUUUUGCAUUCAACAUAUUGUUCAAAAUUCCUGUGUGGGUUGGAGUUAUCCUCACAGUGUUCAGCACCUUCUUGCUUCUUGGGGUGCAGAGAUUUGGGGCCCGGAAACUGGAGUUCAUCAUAGCAGCGUGCAUGUUCACCAUGGCAGGAUGCUUCUUUGGAGAGCUGAGCUACUUGAGGCCAUCCGCAGGGGAGGUGGCCAAGGGCAUGUUUGUUCCCUCUCUGCGAGGGAAAGGUGCUGCUGCCAAUGCAAUCGCGCUCUUUGGCGCUAUCAUCACGCCGUACAACUUGUUCUUGCACUCUGCCCUGGUCCUCUCAAGGAAGACCCCACGGUCAGACCAAAGUAUCAAAGUGGCCUGCCGUUACUUCCUCAUCGAGUGCAGUCUCGCCUUCAUCGUGGCGUUCCUCAUCAACGUUGCGGUGGUUGUUGUUGCUGGAUCCAUUUGCAGUGCGAACAGUCUCUCCCCAGCCGAUGCCAACACGUGUGGCGAUCUUACUCUGCAAUCUGCACCUCUGCUGCUCAGGAAUGUUUUGGGGAGAUCGAGCUCUGUUGUAUAUGGGGUUGCGCUGCUAGCUUCUGGGCAAAGCACCACAAUUAGUUGCACAUUCGCUGGGCAGGUCAUCAUGGAGGGGUUUCUGGACAUGAAGAUGAAGAACUGGAUGAGGAACCUCAUCACCCGUGCAAUUGCCAUUACUCCGAGCCUUAUUGUCGCCAUUGUCACCGGUCCGUCAGGGGCUGGCAAGCUAAUCAUCCUGUCCUCGAUGAUUCUGUCUUUCGAGUUGCCGUUCGCUCUCAUCCCUCUUCUCAAGUUCUGCAACAGCAGCAAGAAAGUAGGACCCCUCAAAGAAUCCAUCUAUACGGUGGUCAUCGCCUGGGCCCUCAGCGCGGCGCUCAUUGUGGUCAACACCUACUUCCUGGUGUGGACCUACGUGGACUGGCUGGGGCACAACCACCUGCCCAGAUAUGCCAACGCGCUCCUCUCUAUCGUUGUCUUCGCGCUCAUGGCCGCCUACCUCGUUGCCGUCGUGUACCUGACGUUCAGGAAGGACACGGUGGUCACGUACGUCCCGCUGGCGGAGAGGGUGCAGGGGCAGGCGGAGGCCGGCAAGGCACCGGCGGCCACAUCAAGUGAGGACGACAGAGACCAGCCGGCGCCGUACAGGAAGGACCUAGCCGAUGCCUCCAUGUAG